CUCGCAUCCAUAGCGAGCAUAGGCAGCCUCACUGUAGGUUGCUCUAGAGACUAGCACAAUUAAGUUUACAAUAGAGAACAGACACGUACUUUCCCAGCGCUUCUGGGCCACAAUGGGUGGAUGUUUUUCGGUUGCGGAGACGAGUCACGCAGCCCGGUAGGCAUUUUUGUUUUCUUAUCGGUGCCGCUGAACUAACCAGAACCGUCCAUGGCAAAGUGACACUGGGACUCGAACAAGUGACCCGCCUAACAUAGUUGUAAGUGCGGCUAUUUGAGAGAGACGCAACGUUGUGACCUGGGGGAAACACCGCAGGGUUACGUUUAACGGAUACCAGCCGGAUUUUCCUGCGCUUAACGUCAAAGAGUAUCCCGCCGCGGCUGUUUCCCCGUGGGGUUGGCUAUGAAAAGUGGACUGUCUGGUUUGUUUUCUCCAUCCACUUCAAGCCUGCAUGGAACAAAGUGUGCUUUCUGUCACAUAACCUGCGCCGUGAGGUAGACCCAGGAGGUUUGUCGGGCUGUGUUUUAGGCUGUAUGCCGUAACGUGUUGCAAGUCGAGAGUCCAGCUUCUCCCGAAAUCAUCAUGAGGACCACCGAAGAGACGGAGGGCUUUGACGGCGAGGCCUCCAACACUUCCAUGAUCUCCGGAGCCAGCAGUCCUUACCAGCCGACCACCGAGCCCGUCCAUUCAAGGAACGUUUUGGGGGGGAUAAGGUGCGACAUGGAGUACCUCAAGUCAUACUUUGGAAUAUUAAAGAUGGUUGAAGUGGUCCUGUCACUCAUUGGAUUCAUCUGUAUAGAAACUAUCAUGAUGUGUUCUCCCUGUGGAGGAGUCUACUUCUUUGAGUUUGUCAGCUGCAGUGCCUUCGUGGUGACAGGAGUCCUCCUCCUGAUCUUCAGUCUCAACCUGCACACCAAGGUGCCCCAUGUCAACUGGAGCCUCACGGACCUGGUUAACACUGCUGCCAGCACCUUCUUCUUCUUCUUGUCGUCUCUCGUGCUGGCCUGCAUCAACCACAACACUGGAGCUGAAAUAGCAGCAGUGAUCUUUGGCUUCCUGGUGACAGGUGUGUACGGAGUAAACACCUUCCUGGCGGUACGGAGGUGGCGCCUCGGCAAUGGAUGUCAGGGGGCGCCUCAGACCAGCGAGUACAUUCGAGCACGCACGGCAUCUCGUGGAGAAAUGGAGGCGCGACCUGAACUUGCAUGAGCAGGCAAUCAGAAAGACUAAGGGAAAGCCACACUACCGGCAGCUGACAGAGAUGGACACUACUCUGCCUUCAGAACAGUUAUUCAUUUAAGUCUUGGGCAGAACAGCCAUCUAAAGCUCACCACACGUUUUUGACUUCUCAUCACAACACUUCAGCUGUGCUUUCUGCCUGCUCGGCUACUGUAUAAAACAUAAUUUCACAGCCACCGAUGAGCUCUGUGCUGAGCUUUGUUUAUCAGGCAUCCUGGCUGCAGUUACGCAUAAAGAGUCUCGGGAAGUGAAGGUGAUCUCUGUAAAACUUCAUCCACAUAUCUUUCUAAAACAGUGUGAAGGAUGACUUCCAUGAUGAGCCAGAAAAGGCUGACUUCACUCCAACUGUGCAUCAACUCCUGUUCUGACGAAAGGUGUUGACUUUUUACAAAGUUGUGUUUCACUGUGAAUGAAGUGAAGUAAAAGAGGGCCAGCUUUUGUACAGUAUGUUUAUGUCACGCCGCUGUCUGUAAAGUCUGUGGUAAUAAAUGUGAUCGUUGAUCCAGGAAGCCACUGUACCAUAAAACAUACAGUAACCUGCAGUACAACAAAAGCACUAUGACUUCACUGAUCUUUCCUAGAUACUGACAUCAGCCUUUUGCUUCCACCUGUGAACCAGGCUGACAAUGGCUAUUUGAUUGUUAAGAUUACACUAACUUUACACUUAAGAUUACUCGACUAACUCUGCAAAUGCCUUUAACAUGUGACCUUUAGCCACUAUUGAGACAUUUGCUGCCUGCUGUUAUACAGUAAAAGUACAGGGUCAUUUUUACCUGCAAUAAAGGCGGGCAGUACAACAAAAGGUCAAUACAACUGAAAUGAGUGAAAAAGAUUUACUUCUUUGCAACAUAAAAACAUACAAUGGGUUUGAUUCAGACCAAAGUAAAAAUUCAUAUUACUUCACUCCAUGUACUUUAUCCCAGGUUGUGUGUAAGCAAGCUAUCUAAAAAAUAUCCUCUCUAGCAUUCCAAACGUUUUAAUUUUGAGGUCUGUGUUAGGUAAACACUGUGAGUCAGGAGUAGGUUAUAUCAGGCGAUGAAAGGUUAAUUGAUAUCUUGUUACUUUUGCACAUAUCAAAGGCUUCAGGUAACUCAGUUGUUGGUGGUACACCAGUGAGAUUCAUUUUUAUAAAAAAGUAGGUGACCUGGUCAGGAUCAAUGCCCUUAGCCUAUACACUGUAUCUCAGGUACUGACACACUCCUUCAUUCUUUGAUUCUUAAAGAACAUUUGAAAUGAGAUCACAGGGUGCCUCAACCUGAACACUGUAUUUCUUAAUGCCUUCCUAAUAAUUAGACAUGACAGGACUAUCAUAGGUAAUGGAAUUAAUUGAUACAUUUAAGUUAAGUGAAAAUUAAUUUAAAAAACGAAGAGUCAAGUGAAGGUAGAGACAGUGGGAUGGAAAUAUGGUACAUUUAGCAUUAUUGUCACAGCUUUUACUCUGUAUUUGGUUGAAUUAAAUGUCUGUAUGUAUCUACAGUAUAUUAUCACACUUCAUGUAUUCUGAAAUUUUUAUCAUUUCACAUCGCAGGUGUUAUAAAGCCCAUAUACAGAGUGCAAAACAGACUUGCUGUUCGUUUUAUGUUUUUUCUGUUUGGCCAGUGUACUUCACAUGCAAACAGGAGGCUUAAUCUAAAAAAAAAAAAUCACAUCAUAUUCACUUUUAAAGAUGAAGGAAGAGAUGUCUAUUUAAUUUUUGGUAUCUUAUAUUGUACUGAUGUAUUGAAUCAACUCUACAGUUAAACAUGUUUGUGUUUUCUUUGUUGUUAAACACCUCUUUGUGUAUAUUAGGCUUGGGUGAGUUUGUGCAGGGACUAAAUUGACUCUAUGGCUCCAUCUCCUGGUCUUCAUCCAAAUAUAUUCCUUGCAACUUCAUUGGACUGAGUGUAGUUACACCCAGGUAACUACAGUAUUGUGUAUGCUUAUAAGGAAAGGACCAGUAGUGUAUUUGUGGGGCAAAAUGAAAAACUGUAUGGCUUUUUAAAUAGCCUCAGUAGUUUUCCUCAGUAUACAGUAUGUUUGAUUAAUCAGGCUUUUCUCAUGUUUUUAAGUAACAUAUCAUGUUCUACUGCUACUUCUCUUGAUUUGGUGACUGAAGUAAUUGUAUGAAAAGACAAUCACCUUUGUAUUUAUGUCCAUCAUUUAAAUUGAUGGAUUUGUUUGUGAGUGAUACUAUAACAAUCUUCACUUAAACAUUUGUACAGCAAAACACAAAAUCCUGCAAGUGCAUUAUGCUAUUUGAUAAUAUAAACUGACCAUCAUAUUUUUCAGAAGCUACCAAGCUGCAGCUUUCUCUGUGUACAACUUUAUGCUACAGUAUGUUAUGAAUUGUAUUUAUGAGAAAGAAAAGAAAGGUUUUCCACUAUAGUUUCCAGUUUGUGAUAUAAAACAGUGUACAUGAUAAGUCAGACUGUUUGAGUGAAUUUAGAAGUGAGAUGCUCUUCUAUUUCCUUUUACUUCUGUGUGCUUUGUUAUUGACUACAACAAGGUCUGUCAUGCACAGCAUGGAGCCGUACUUAGCUGUAUUUUUUGUAUUUAAAACAUUCUUAACAGGUUUCGCAUCAGUUUAUAGUGACAAUUUAAAUAAAGUGAUUUGGACAUGAUCAAAAAUAGCUCAGGUUUUUAUUCAGACAUUUUAUUGUACAAAAGGGCAAAACAGUGAAGGACAAACUUUAUUUGUCACCUACAAUAGCUCAGCAAGAGGCCUCAUUUAUAAAACAGCACUGUGUUCAUCUCGAUCGUAAGAUUAUUUUUAAACUGUACGGCACAUGGGUAUAGUUGAGUUUUAUUGCUGUCCGGUGAAAACCAGAUGAAGUGAAGGAUUAAAUGUUCCUUUGUCCUACUUCCUAGGAAAAAUAAACCA
Messenger RNA from Toxotes jaculatrix (banded archerfish), 4096 nucleotides. RefSeq names its product CKLF-like MARVEL transmembrane domain containing 4 (gene cmtm4). Bases 580 to 1206 code for a protein of 208 amino acids. The transcript has 4 exons. The record is from RefSeq and is a predicted model, not a curated record. Gene Ontology annotation, cellular component: membrane. NCBI's taxonomy places the organism in Eukaryota, Metazoa, Chordata, Actinopteri, Toxotidae.